AUGGAAUAGGAAAUUAUUAAAGUUCCUGCUAUUAUAUCUGAUAUUGAUGGAGUGCUUAUACUAGGCCCAACUCCUAUCUAAGAAGGAACUGAAGUCAUUAAAAUGAUACAAAAACCACUUUCAGAGCUUGCUCCAAGUAGGUUUGCUGACGAAAAAGAAAUGAGAUUGCCAUUUGUUUUACUUACUAAUGGUGGCGGAAUGAGUGAGGAUAAUUUUGUUUUAAAGAUAAAUAAAAUACACAACUUAACCGAUGAUGAAGUUAACAAAGUUCGCAAAGAAUAAAUAAUAUUAAACUACACUCCAUUGAAGAGUGUUAUAUAGAAUCAAUAUUAAGAUAAAGUUAUUUUAGUAGGUGGACAUGGUAAAUCUGAAGAUAUAGCUGUAUAUAUGGGAGCUAAAAAAUACAUUACUGUUACUGAAUAUUUAAAUAUAUAUCCUAUUAUUGCACCUAUUAAAUAUUAAAAGUAAUGCCAAGACACUAUCAAAGAAGUUUCUUAGCGCUUAGGAAUGUCACCUGAACAAUUACUGAAAGACCAUCUUUAAAUAUCAGCUAUUUUUAUUUUAUAUGAUCCUGAUAAAUGGGAAGAAUAUAUUUAGCUUAUUACUGAUAUCCUUACCACAGAUGAUGGUUCUAUUUCUAAAACUUAAUAUCUCCCUUAAUUUGAGCAACAUAUACCAUUAUAUUGUGUGUCAAACGAUUUAACUUAUUAAGAUACCUUCCGCUUACCAAGAAUAGUGUUUGGAUGUUUUAAUAUAGCUCUUAAAAGUGUUUACAAGCUACUUUACAACAGAGAACUUAAAAUAAAUUAAUAUGGUAAGCCUUCGCCAUUGACCUAUUAAUACGCUGAAAUGCAUUGCAAAAAUCUAAUAUAAGAAUAUAAUAAAAAAUCCCCUGGAAAGAAAUACGAAAUAAGUAACUUUUAUAUGAUUGGAGACAAUCCAUCAUCAGAUAUCUAAGGAGCUAAUAAUGCUGGGUGGACAUCUAUUCUAGUUAGAACUGGUGUCUUUAAAUUUGGAGAAAAUUCUGAAUAAUUUCCUGCAAAAUAUGUUUGUUAAAAUGUUAAAGAAGCAAUUCAAUUAAUUUUUGAAUUAGAAAAUUUAAAAUGA
Molecule: messenger RNA, 1107 nt
Organism: Tetrahymena thermophila SB210
Lineage: Eukaryota; Ciliophora; Oligohymenophorea; Hymenostomatida; Tetrahymenidae
Product: HAD-family sub IIA hydrolase, TIGR01456, CECR5 containing protein
Exons: 1
Biological process (GO): glycerophospholipid biosynthetic process
Cellular component (GO): mitochondrion
Source: RefSeq, a predicted model, not a curated record